AUGCAAUACCGAUUCCUACUAUCAACGAUACUCCUCAUCUCCCUCCUAUCAUUCACAAUAGCUAAAAAGAACUUCUAUCAAAUUCUUGGUGUUGAUAAAUCUGCUUCCGAUAAAGAAAUCAAAUCUGCUUAUCGUCAAUUAACAUUGAAAUACCAUCCCGACAAGAAUCCCGGAGAUGAAGCGGCCCAUGAUAAAUUUAUAGAAAUUGGUGAAGCUUAUGAAGUAUUGAGUGAUGCCACUAAACGGAAAAAUUAUGAUACUUUUGGCGAUCCAAAUGGACAGCCUCAACAGCAUAAUUUUGAUUUCGGAGAUAUAUUUGGACAAUUCUUCGGUGGAGGAGGGCAUGGCCAUGGUGGUGCACGUGGUCAACCACAAGUGAAACGUGGCAAUGAUGCCAAUGUCGAUGUUCAUUUAUCAUUAAAAGAUUUCUAUCGUGGUAAGCUAGUGGCAUUCGAUGUUGUUAUGCAAAAUGAUUGUACCCAAUGUGAUGGAACGGGAUCCAAGGACAAACAACGCCAUACAUGUGAAAAAUGUCAAGGUACUGGUCAAAUUAUCGUUCAACAUCAAUUAGCGCCAGGUUUCUCGCAACAAAUCCGUAUGGCAUGUGAUGUAUGUGGCGGUACGGGUAAACUGGUUAAAAAUGCAUGUAAAUCAUGUAAUGGAGAGGGGGUAGUACGCGGUCAAAGACAUUAUGAUGUCCAUUUAGAACGAGGACAAGGUAGAGAUAGUUCAAUACGCUUGGAAGGAGAAGGGGAUAAGAGUCCACAUUGGGUACCAGGAGAUUUGAUUGUCAGGUUUAGGGAAAAGUUUAGCGAUAGUUGGGGAUAUAGAAGAAUCAGAGACAAUUUGUAUCGAACAGAGGUGUUGUCAUUACAAGAAGCAUUACAAGGAGGAUGGGAAAGACAUAUACCGUUUUUGGGUGAAAGUGAUGGUGAUGAUGUCGAUGAAGAGUAUAGAGAAGUUGUAUUAAAACGUGGUAAAGGUGAAAGUGUAAUGGAUGGACAAGUUGAAGUUGUGAAAGGAUAUGGUAUGCCAAUUGUCACUGAUCAUGAUGAAGAAGACAAAUUUGGUGAUUUGUUUAUUGAGUACAAGGUGGUGAUACCGGGUGGUAGCAAAGCUAAAGGAGAUAUAAAGAAAGAUGAAUUGUGA
This is a messenger RNA of Lodderomyces orthopsilosis Co 90-125, 1149 nucleotides long. RefSeq lists its product as uncharacterized. The coding region runs from base 1 to 1149 and encodes 382 amino acids. The record is from RefSeq and is a predicted model, not a curated record. The transcript has a single exon. Gene Ontology annotation, molecular function: Hsp70 protein binding. Gene Ontology annotation, biological process: protein refolding. NCBI's taxonomy places the organism in Eukaryota, Fungi, Ascomycota, Pichiomycetes, Serinales, Debaryomycetaceae. Gene Ontology annotation, cellular component: cytoplasm.